Molecule: messenger RNA, 1608 nt
Organism: Talaromyces proteolyticus
Lineage: Eukaryota; Fungi; Ascomycota; Eurotiomycetes; Eurotiales; Trichocomaceae
Product: ASST-domain-containing protein
Exons: 3
Coding region: 1-1608 (535 amino acids)
Source: RefSeq, a predicted model, not a curated record
AUGGCCUUUUAUCUAUGGCUUCUCGGCGUCGUUUGGACAUCGUUUGCACAAGCCGAUGUUGAGCCAUACUACGCAUCUGCGGAUUACGAUAAAGGUGAAUUCGGGCCUUGGCCGCUGCAGUCGUAUAAGUCCUCCUCUCUUGUAGGACCUGUGGUGAACUAUCUUUUUCGCGCCGAAGAGUGCAACAAAGAUGGGAAAUAUACGUUUAUUACGCCGCGUGGAUAUAGUGUUCCGCAGGCAGGGCCAUUGAUUCUCGAUAAACAUGGAAGUUUAGUUUGGACAAAAGGCUAUGGGCCAUCAUACGAUUUCAAUGUCCAGAGAUACAAAGGAGAAAAUUAUCUUACUUUCUGGGUGGGCAAUGAUGACCUAGUUGGGCAUGGGAGUGGCAGCUAUUAUAUGUUAGAUUCUUCCUAUAAAGAAGCCUACAAAGUAAGCGGCGCCAAUGGUAAAGCCGCUGAUCUCCACGAGUUUCGCAUUAUCCAUGAAAAUACAGCAGUUCUGACCUUGUACAAUGUCCUACCAGCAAAUCUCUCAUCAAUGGGCGGACCGGAGAAUGGGUAUAUUUGGGACUCUGGAUUUCAAGAACUAAAUAUUGAAACUGGUGAAGCAAUAUUUGAAUGGUGGGCUUCCGCUUACUUUGGCUACGAUGAAGCAUAUAGAGGCAUUGAGGGCGAGGGAGAGGAGAAAAACACUGCGUGGGACUAUUUUCACAUCAACAGUGUAGACAAAGAUCAAGAUGGAAAUUAUCUGAUUUCCUCGAGAUAUAUGAACUGUCUUACCUAUAUUAAUGGGACCAGUGGAGACAUUAUAUGGAAACUUGGAGGGAAACAUAACAUGUUUGUCGAUCUAUCCGGUGGCGCGGCCACAAAUAUCAGCUGGCAACACGAUGCCCGCUUUCAAAAGAACGAUACAGCUAUAACGCUGUUCGACAAUGCUUCUCGGGGUAGCGAUGGAUUUUCUGUCGGCGAUGGAACAUCCGAAGAAUACUCGAGUCGGGGACUCUACCUUGAUAUUGACAAAACAAACUUGACUGUGAAGGUGCGAUAUACAUACUGGAAUCCCCGAGGAAUCACUAGCAUUUCCCAGGGGUCCGUACAACUUCUCGAAGAUGAUCGUGUGAUUGUAGGGUACGGGAUAAACGCAGCCUGGACUGAGUACACACUUGAUGGACAGGUUCUUUGUGAUGUGCACUUCGGCCCUGAAUCAGGCUUUGGUACUAAGGACAUUGUCUCUUACCGAGCAUCUCGACAUGCUUGGGUUGGUAAACCUAAAACAUUACCAGAUAUCGCCGUACAUGACCACAAAAUAUAUGUGAGCUGGAACGGAGCCACAGAAGUGGCAGACUGGGUUCUAGAGGGAGCAAAGACCAAAAUGUCGACAGCUGAGUAUCAUGUCAUAGUCUCUCAACCUAAAGAUGGCUUUGAGACUGUUAUCUUGGUUCCAGAAAAUCCGUCUUACCGGUUUAUCCGUGCUCGUGGUCUCGAUCGAUCUGGUUAUUUUCUCGGCCACACAAAGGUGAUGGCGGAGAACGGCCCUCUAGAAAUGAAGAUUGGGCUGUAUGGGGCUACCAUUAUAAUACAAACGGUAGAUACAUCUGACCUAAGUUAA